AAGAGAAUUGACUGUCAUAUAUAUAUAGAGAGAGAGAGGAUAAUUUCAAUGUAUUGUAUAAAUAAUGGAGUAACUCCACAACAUCCCCCCCAAACACACCCAACCCCCACAAAUUGCCCCUUUUUUUCAAAAACCUGACCCUUUACCUUCCUUUUUCUUGUGUUCUUACUUUCUUGAAGUGCAAAUGCCACUUCUCUAGCAUAAAGUUUCCAUCUCUGUUUUAUAAUUUCCAAGAAUUUCAGCUCAAGCUGUCUUUCGCUUUGUCCUUUUUUACUUAUAUAUUGUAUCUAUAUGUAUUGAUAUUUUGUGGGUUCAAGAAAGAGCAAAAAGCAGCUAAAAAAAACAAGAAAAGGGAAGGAUGAGUACAUCAACUAGCAUUUUUGUGAUAAGAUGGAUCAAUUUCCUUACUAUGCUGUUAGCUGUGGGCGUUGUAGGUUUUGGGAUAUGGAUGGGCGCUCAUCAUGAUGGCUGUCGGAAGUCUCUCACUCUGCCUGUUCUUGGCCUUGGAGGUGUUAUAUUCGUGGUAUCAAUUGUUGGGUUUUUUGGAGCAUGGAAGAACAACACCAUCUUGUUGUGGAUUUAUCUGAUCAUGCUUUGCUUGAUUUUGGUGGCAAUAUUGGUCUUCACCGUUUUGGCGUUCAUUGUAACGAAUAAUAGCUCAGGUCAUAGUGUUAAUGGACUAAGGUACAAGGAGUAUCAUCUUCAAGACUACAGUUCGUGGUUUCUAAAACAACUCAAUAACACCCAUAACUGGAAGCAUCUGAAAAGCUGUCUUGUCAAGACGAAUGAUUGUAGUAACCUAUCAAAAAGAUACAAGACUCGAAAGGAAUAUAAAUUAGCAAAACUAACACCUAUUGAAGCUGGUUGCUGCAGACCACCAUCUGAGUGUGGUUACCCUGCUGUUAACGCCUCAUACUAUGACUUGAGCUUUCAUCCGAAGAGUUCCAGCAAGGACUGCAAGCUUUACAAAAACUCGAAGAAUGUCAAAUGCUAUAGCUGUGAUUCCUGCAAGGCUGGUGUCGCACAAUACAUGAAAACUGAAUGGAGAGUGGUUGCUAUCUUCAACGUGAUUCUCUUCAUCGUUUUGUCGAUAAUCUACUUCGUGGGAUGCUGUGCAAGGCGUAGUGCUGCUCGGAGACGCUCUAAAAUUUGAAUCCUCCAGCUGCAGAAUCCACAGAUGAGUUGGUGUUGAUAACAGUUCACGUUCUUCAGCUAUUUGUUCAGCUAUUUGUUGACAAAGUCUGUAUAUUCAGAGAAAUGAUUCAUAGGGAAAUCUUUGUAGUUUAGUUGGUUGGUUAUCUGAACUUUCACCUUGUAGAUGAGACUUCGAUUACGCACCUUGUAAUCCCCUUCCCGUUUCCUCUUCCACUACCCCCAACUUUUAACAAAGAAAAAAAAAUUAGUGAAAUGAAAAGACUUUUUGAUGCA
Molecule: messenger RNA, 1428 nt
Organism: Capsicum annuum
Lineage: Eukaryota; Viridiplantae; Streptophyta; Magnoliopsida; Solanales; Solanaceae
Product: tetraspanin-10
Exons: 11
Coding region: 359-1153 (264 amino acids)
Biological process (GO): auxin-activated signaling pathway
Cellular component (GO): plasma membrane; plasmodesma
Source: RefSeq, a predicted model, not a curated record